UGCCCAUCCCCAGCUAGCUCCCAUCCCUUCUCCAGGACAGGACUUUGGUUCUUCUGCCACAUUGCUGACUCUGGGUUUUUCCCCCACAGCUCUCCCGCUCACUGUCAUGUCCACUCCGCUGGAGGAUGCCAUGAACACCUUCAUCAGGAUUUUUCAUCACUACUCUGGCAAAGAAGGUGACAGAUACAAGCUGAGCAAAAGAGAACUCAAGGAACUCCUCACCAGGGAGCUCACUGACUUCCUUUCUGGACAAAAUGAUCCUCAUCUUGUUGAUAAGAUUAUGAAUGAUCUGGAUUCCAAUAAAGACAAUGAAGUGGAUUUUAAUGAAUUUAUGACUCUGGUUGCAACUCUGACUGUGGCUUGUAAUGAUUUCUUUGAAGAACAGCUAGAAGAAGGAUUUUAA
Messenger RNA from Numida meleagris (helmeted guineafowl), 403 nucleotides. RefSeq names its product S100 calcium binding protein Z (gene S100Z). The transcript has 2 exons. Lineage: Eukaryota; Metazoa; Chordata; Aves; Galliformes; Numididae. Gene Ontology annotation, molecular function: calcium ion binding. Gene Ontology annotation, cellular component: cytoplasm. Bases 107 to 403 code for a protein of 98 amino acids. The record is from RefSeq and is a predicted model, not a curated record.